AUGAAUACGGACUUCCGCAAACUCCUUUUUGACAUUUCUGAGGCUCUGGUCACAGAUGAACUGGCGGCUCUGAAGUUCCUCAGCCUUGAGCACAUACCCAUGAGGAAGCUGGAAGCCAUCCAGGAGCCCAAGGCCUUCUUUGAAGUGCUGCAGGAGAAAGACAUGAUCCAGGUGGGGAGCCUGUCCUUCCUGAAAGAGCUGCUCUACCGAAUCAAUCGUAUGGACCUCUUAGCUGCCCACCUGGGCUCCAGCCGAGAGGAGAUGGAGAGCGAGCUUCAGACCCCAGGCAGGGCAAAGGUGUCAGCCUACAGGCAACUGCUAUAUGAAAUUGCAGAGGACUUGACUCCAGAAGAUGUCAAGAGUGUGAAGUUCCUGCUCCAAAAACAAAUACCAAAGAACAAGCUCCAGGAUAAUGCU
Molecule: messenger RNA, 417 nt
Organism: Tauraco erythrolophus (red-crested turaco)
Lineage: Eukaryota; Metazoa; Chordata; Aves; Musophagiformes; Musophagidae
Source: RefSeq, a predicted model, not a curated record